GGAUCUGCCGGCCCAGGGGGAGGGAGUGGGGCGGGGCCGGCUCGGUCUGUGCCUGUGCGGAGCAGGGGCGGCUUUGGAGCCGUGAGACGCGCCGGAGGAUGCGUCCCGGCCUCCCAGGAGGAGGCGAGUCCAGACGCCACCCGUUAACCUUAUCUUGGUGAAAUAUACUGGAUUGAAUGCAUGGAAGAUUGAAGUCCUCUAUUUAUCCUCCAAAGAGUGCAGCAGCACUGCAAACUAUAAAUAGUAAUGAUAAAAUCUCCAUUUUGUGUAAUAAAUGAAAAAGAAUAAACCAUGGGAAACCCAGAAAACAUAGGAGAUGCAUAUGUUGCUGUGAUUCGUCCAAAGACUACUGCUAGCCUGAAUUCUCGGGAAUAUCGAGCUAAAUCAUAUGAAAUUUUGUUGCUUGAAGUUCCCAUUGAAGGACAAAAGAAAAAGAGAAAGAAAGUUUUGUUGGAAACUAAACUUCAGGGAGGCAGUGAGAUAACCCAGAGCAUCUUGGAUUAUGUAGUAGAAACCACCAAACCAAUUUCACCAGCUAAUCAAGGUAUCAAAGGAAAGCGAGUAGUGUUAAUGAAGAAAUUUCCUCUUGAUGGAGAGAAGGUGGGCAGGGAAGCCUCUCUUUUCAUUGUUCCAACCGUUGUCAAAGAUAAUACAAAAUACGCAUACAGUCCUGGAUGCCCAGUUUUCUACUGCUUACAGGACAUCAUGAGGGUCUGCAGCGAAUCCAGCACUCAUUUUGCUACACUCACUGCUAGAAUGUUAAUAGCCUUGGAUAAGUGGUUAGAUGAACGACAUACACAAUCUCAUUCCAUCCCAGCUUUAUUCAGACCAUCUCCUCUUGAGAGGAUUAAAACUAAUGUCACAAACCCUGCAUAUGCUAUUGAACCUGGGCAGACGGAGAGCUCUCUACACAUGGGGUAUACUGCAUUAGAAAUAAAGAGCAAAAUGUUGGCGCUGGAGAAAGCAGAUAUGUGUAUCUACAACCCUUUGUUUGGGUCAGAUCUUCAGUAUACCAACAGGGUUGAUAAAGUGGUUAUAAAUCCAUAUUUUGGUCUUGGAGCUCCAGACUAUUCAAAGAUUCAGAUUCCAAAACGAGAAAAGUGGCAACGCAGCAUGAGCAGUGUCAUGGAAGACAAAGAGCGCCAGUGGGUAGAUGAUUUCCCUCUUCAUCGCAGUGCUUGUGAAGGAGACUCCGAAUUACUGAGUCGCCUUCUAGAUGACAACUUUUCAGUCAACCAGUUAGACAGUGACCAUUGGGCACCUAUCCAUUAUGCGUGCUGGUAUGGAAAAGUUGAAGCCACUCGAAUGUUGCUGGAGAAAGGGAAAUGUAAUCCAAACCUACUGAAUGGACAACUUAGCUCUCCUCUUCAUUUUGCUGCUGGAGGAGGACAUGCUGAAAUUGUGAAAAUUCUUCUAAACCAUCUGGAAAUUGACAGACACAUUACUGAUCAACAAGGAAGAUCUCCAUUGAAUGUCUGCGAAGAGAGCAAACAAAAUGAUUGGGAAGAAACAGCAAAACUGCUGAAGGAAGCCAUAAAUAAACCUUAUGAAAAGGUACGGAUUUAUCGAAUGGAUGGGUCAUAUCGUUCUGUUGAGUUGAAACAUGGAAACAAUACUACUGUACAGCAGAUAAUGGAAGGAAUGCGUCUGUCUCAAGAAACACAGCAGUACUUCACUAUUUGGAUUUGUUCUGAGAACCUUAGCCUCCAGCUGAAGCCAUAUCACAAACCUUUGCAGCAUGUUCGUGACUGGCCUGAAAUACUCACUGAACUGACAAACUUGGAUCCUCAAAGGGAAACUCCACAGCUUUUCCUGAGGAGGGACGUGAGACUUCCUUUGGAGGUUGAAAAAAAGAUUGAGGAUCCACUGGCUAUUCUUAUCCUGUUUGACGAAGCCAGAUAUAAUUUGCUGAAAGGCUUCUAUACUUCACCUGAUGCCAAACUGAUCACACUGGCAAGUCUGCUUCUACAAAUAGUCUAUGGAAAUUAUGAGAGUAAGAAACACAAACAAGGUUUCCUAAAUGAAGAAAAUCUUAAAUCUAUAGUACCCGUCACCAAACUAAAAAGUAAGGCUCCUCACUGGACCAAUAGGAUACUUCAUGAAUACAAGAGUCUCAGCACUAGUGAAGGUGUAAGUAAAGAGAUGCAUCACCUGCAACGAAUGUUCUUGCAGAAUUGCUGGGAAAUUCCUACCUAUGGAGCUGCUUUUUUCACAGGACAGGUAUUCACCAAGGCGAGUUCAAGCAGUCAUAAAGUCAUCAGAGUGUAUGUAGGAGUAAACGUAAAAGGACUGCAUCUCCUCAAUAUGGAAACCAAGGGUUUGCUCAUCAGUCUAAAGUAUGGUUGCUUUAUGUGGCAGUUAGGAGAUGCAGAUACGUGUUUUCAAAUCCAUAGUCUGGAAAACAAAAUGAGCUUCAUAGUGCAUACCAAACAGGCAGGUCUUGUCGUAAAACUGCUGAUGAAAUUAAACAGCCAGUUAAUGUCUACUGAACGAAAUGAAUGACAGCGAUGGACAGUGAUUAUGCAACAAUAUUUUGUGAUUAAACAGAAGUAACUUUGUUUUAAUUAAAAUAGAAGCCUUUCAUGUGCAUGAAAGUUUCUCAGAAUGAAAUAUGUUGUGAAAUUUGUAUAGACUUUGUACAGAAGCUGCAUGGGUUAUUUUUUUAAAAAGUAUAUAACAUCUAUUUUUAUAAAGAGAUUUUCUUCAAUAUAAGCUAUUCUAAUUUUUGAGCUAAACCACAAGAAGAAAGAUAUUGAGAUUAAAAUAUAAAAUAAAGUAUGUUCUUGUUCCUAACAGAUUUUGGAAGAUUCAAAGUGCCUUAAGCCAAUCCCUAGUAUACCUGUUAUUAAUCUACUUGUGAUGCUGUAGAAUGCAAUGAAACCUGUACAAGUAACAACCUUUAAUAGGCAACCUGCUCUCUUAAGAAUGCCAAAGGUAUUCCCAGAUACAUUGAGUAAAAUUCUUCUCCACCUCUAUUAGAAGACUGUAGGAUCCCGUGAGUGAUCCUGUCAGUUUCUCUGUGUGUUUUUAGUUUGAUGUUCAAUACAUUUUAUAGUUAAGACUUGAUUUAAUUUCAAGUUUAAUUUUUUUUUCUUAUGUGCCAGUAUUAUUUUAGAAUAUUGCCUCAGGACAGCUAUCAGGAAAUACAUUUUUAAAUCUUUUCAGGAGCAGGUUAAAUGUUUAGCAUAUUUAAUGUUUUGAAACUAGUGGAUUAUUACUUUGCAAUGCAAUACCCUGCUUACAUAAUUACUGCUUACGUAAAAAUUACUGGAUUCCAACAAAUUUAUAUUAAGUUUAGUUACUGGAUUGCAACAGGUUUGACUGAGUAAUACUUUGUGUAGUAGGGACUUGAGUUGUUUCCAUUAAUUGAGUUUUCAUGCUCAUGUCUUACAUGCCUUUGUUGGGACUCCAUAGAGUGGAGGAUUUGCAGGAUUGGGGAUUUACAGUGUAGAGAUAGAAACUGGGCAUCCAUAGAGCUGUUUACUCCACAGAGGAUUCGAUUCUGCUCUAAUUAGUGUCAGUGGGAGCAGGUGGAGGCCCUAAUAUGAUCUUGUUAAUAGAAUAUGAUGGAAUAAUUGUUUUCUUUUCAUAAUAUUUAAGAAGUCUGGAAACUAUAAUUUUAAAGAGACUUAGGGACAGUUUCUGAUAGCCUUUGAGGUUGUCAGAAUCUGCCCUACACAAGCAAAUGUACAUUUGCUUAACAUGACAGUAAUUAAAGUAAAACUACAACAUAUUUUAAUCUUCCUAUUAUAUAUUAAUUAGGUUUAUUUUUAUGAACAGUAUGGUAUGAACAUUUUAAAUCAUCAAAUGGAGUCUGAAAUAUAUCUUUGUACCACAAACUACUACCCUGUUAUACUAACCUCUGAACUUUCAAGGGGGUGCUAUAGGGUUUUAACUUCAUCUCCCACUGACUUUAAUGGGAAUUGUGUGGCUAAAACCACACGUAAUAUUUUGUGGUAAAGUUAAAUAUUUGCACUUGCCUCUAAAAUGAAAGUUAAACAAUUCAAUGCCAGGCACUGUAGCACUUUGCAGUACUUUCAUCUUUGCAUUCAAACAUCUCUGAAACCCAAAAUCAGUACAUUUUAACGAACUAUAAAGUACUCUGUGGGCAAUUUUUAAAAAUGCAUGCAGGAAAAAGUCUGUACUAUAGAAUUUUCUUUAAAGCCAUACCUAAGCAACGUGAGCUUCAUUGGCAUGCAGUUACUUGUAAAUCUUCCUAGAUUGAUUGUAUUGCCUUUUAUCAGAAGUGAAUAGUACAGCAGAUGCUAAAUUAAUGCACAGCUAUCACUUGGCUUUAAUAUCAGAAUAUCCUUUUUUAUAACAAGCACUUGUUAGAAAACUAGAAGUGUAUAAUGUUACAAACUGUAUAUACAAAUAAGUGUCUAGUUGCAUAUUUAACAAUAAAAUUAAUAAACCUUA
Chelonia mydas (Green sea turtle) is the source of this 4419-nucleotide messenger RNA. It is a transcript of the gene KRIT1, whose product is annotated as KRIT1 ankyrin repeat containing. Gene Ontology annotation, cellular component: plasma membrane; cytoskeleton. Gene Ontology annotation, biological process: negative regulation of angiogenesis; regulation of establishment of cell polarity; cell redox homeostasis. The record is from RefSeq and is a predicted model, not a curated record. Gene Ontology annotation, molecular function: protein binding. The coding region runs from base 292 to 2502 and encodes 736 amino acids. Lineage: Eukaryota; Metazoa; Chordata; Testudines; Cheloniidae. The transcript has 18 exons.